AUGAGUUUACAAGACUCAGUUAUGGAAAGCGAAAUCUCAGAAAACGAGCAGUCAAAUAUUCAUGACGACGCGCAGCACUUAAGUGAAGUUAUAAAGCAAGAGCGCUUUGAAACCGCAAAGUCAUUGAAACGUGAAAUAUGUAUCCAAUGUCAUGAUAAAAUUCGUUUUGAUAAUUGGCUAAAAUGCUUGAAACUGCGAUAUUGGAUUGACUUUGGGAAUCAGGAUAAGUACAACGUAAAUUGGAAACAGAAACUCAAUUUGGAAGGCAACUUAGUCGAUAUUAUUAUUACGUUAUGCCAAAGUCUAGAAGAAGACGAAUUAUUUGCCAGUCAAAGCGAUACUGAUCCGCUUUUCUCAAUAUAUGUUGAUAUACCAAGAAUGAAGUUAACUAUCCAAGGACGAUACAGGAAAUUCUGGAAAAAAACAGAAUUUAUUAAGCUACAAGAUCUGGUAUCGGAAUUCUGCGCAACAGGAGAACUGACGAACCCAACAGCAAGCGAUCUCUUCACGAAGGUGUUUUAUUGUAACGAUGAUAAUGCAACAAAGUCGACCGCAAUGUUAAACCUAGACGGAGUUUCGUUAGACGGAUACGUUGUGUCCGAUGUUGAGAGCAUAGAUUCUAAUGACGUCCAAACAACUCCAUUUACUAGAAAAACCAGAGUUUCAUCUCCCCUAAAACCACGCCAUACUUCAAAUAAAUUUUCAAAAUGUAAUAACAAGUCACCACUCAAAAAUUCUGUACAGAAGAAGGUCAAGUCAACAGUUUCCAGUGACCAAAGUUUAGAACUGGGCAAAAUUAUAGAUCACUUAAAUGAAAUUAAUAAGCGUGUUGAUACACAUGAAAAUUUUAUCAACAAACUAGACAAAGAUUUGGCCUUGUCGGAUUUUGAAAUAAACAUCUUAAAUGAUAGACUAGCAGAAGCACAUAUAAACGAUUUACCAAGCACUUUGAACAGCCACCUAAAGCAUGAACUGACCGUUGUAAGGAACGAAAUGAACCAACUUAGAGAUGAAUUUAGCACGAAAGUUAGCAAGGCUGAGUCUGAGUUAAUUAAGAUACGUGGCAGAGUUGGAUCGUUACUUGAAGAGAAAGGCAACCUCGUUAAAAAAGUCAAAGAGCUAGAAAUUCAGAAUGAAUCUUUAAAGGGCCAAGUUUUAUCGUUGCAUGACAAUUUUGUAAAGCAACACAGCGAAAUUUUACCACCGGAGACUUUGCGGGCGGAAAUUCCACCGGAGAUUAAGGUAACAAAUCCGACAAGUCCUGUCACAGUAAGCACUCCUCAAGACCGACAUCAUGCUCCUAUUACAAGCGAAGAGAUAUCAACUGCAGAGCCCACCGCUAUUCAACAGAAAGGAAACGGAGAACCCCAGGAUAAAAGUCUUGUGGAUAAUAAAGAUAAUGAGAUACACGACUAUGAUUUUGUUAUGUUGUGCGACUCUAAUAGAAAGUUUUUAAACAUAAAUAGACUUUGCAACAAUAGAAACAGUAAAAUGAUACCAUGUAACACGACAACUAAAGCCAUGGAAAUUAUCGACACCCCCAGAUUUAAGGUCAACAAAGGUUUGAUCAUUAACACAGGUGUAAACGAUGUUGAACAUCUCACGCCGGAAGAAAUUAUAAACAAUCAAAUUAAAUUAGUAGAGAAAGCUAUGUCAGCCUUUCCUAAUGCAAAAAUAAUCCUUUCUGAUAUCACUCCUAGAGAUGAUAAGUUUGAUGACGAAGUGCCCAGAAUCAAUGAUGAUAUUGAUAAA
Paramuricea clavata is the source of this 1752-nucleotide messenger RNA. NCBI's taxonomy places the organism in Eukaryota, Metazoa, Cnidaria, Anthozoa, Malacalcyonacea, Plexauridae. The record is from the annotation of a GenBank genome assembly.